This is a messenger RNA of Ipomoea triloba (trilobed morning glory), 1926 nucleotides long. Its product is annotated as beta-fructofuranosidase, insoluble isoenzyme CWINV1-like. The transcript has 7 exons. Lineage: Eukaryota; Viridiplantae; Streptophyta; Magnoliopsida; Solanales; Convolvulaceae. Bases 51 to 1787 code for a protein of 578 amino acids. Gene Ontology annotation, biological process: carbohydrate metabolic process. Gene Ontology annotation, molecular function: hydrolase activity, hydrolyzing O-glycosyl compounds. The record is from RefSeq and is a predicted model, not a curated record.
UCUCCUUGGAUAGAACACAAACCUUUUUCCAAAUUUGGCAGAACAAAAACAUGGCAGCAUACUCUAACAUUUGGAUUCUUUGUCUCAUGUUUUCAGUUCUUGGCAAUGGCUUUCUUCCACUUGAGGCUUCUCAUCAUGCAUACAGAAAUCUCCACCUUAUCCAGUCUGCAUCUUUUGCAAAUCACUCUUACAGAACUGCAUACCAUUUCCAACCUCCCAAGAACUGGAUGAAUGAUCCUAAUGGGCCAAUGAUUUAUAAGGGGAUUUACCAUUUGUUUUACCAGUACAAUCCUAAAAGUGCAGUAUGGGGAAACAUAGUAUGGGCUCACUCGACAUCAACAGACCUCGUCAACUGGGAAUCGCACCCGCCUGCAAUUGUUCCAUCUCAGGCGUCCGACAUCAAUGGUUGUUGGUCGGGUUCUGCAACGAUUCUGCCAGGGGGAAAACCGGCAAUUCUCUAUACUGGAGCAGAUUUCCAGGUUAAGCAGUAUCAGAAUCUGGCCAUGCCCAAAAACCUGUCUGAUCCUUACCUGAUAGAGUGGGUUAAAUCUCCUUAUAAUCCUCUGAUGAGUCCAGCCCAGGAGAGGCUCAAUGCUAGCUCAUUCAGAGACCCAACCACUGCAUGGUUAGGACCCGAUGGGCACUGGCGAGUCCUCGUUGGGAACGAGAGGAAGCACGUUCGGGGAAUGGCUCUUUUGUAUAGAAGCAAGGACUUUGUUCAUUGGCAAAAGGCCAAGCAUCCAUUGUUUUCAUUGCAGAAUACUGGAAUGUGGGAGUGCCCUGACUUUUAUCCGGUUUCUAUUCGUGGUGAAAAUGGUGUUGAUACUUCUGUUCUUGGCCCGGGGGUUAAGUUCGUGCUCAAGGCGAGCUUGGAUGACUAUAAGCAUGAUUAUUACACCAUUGGGAUGUAUGAUCACCAGAGGGAUAGGUUUACACCAGAGACUGCAGAGUUUUUGGGAAAUGGUUCGGGGUUAAGGUAUGACUAUGGGAAGUAUUACGCCUCGAAAACAUUCUUUGACAGUGCUAAAAACAGAAGGGUUUUGUUGGGUUGGGUCAAUGAAUCCACAGGUAAUUCAACAAUUGAUCUCUUGAGAGGAUGGGCUGGUGUUCAGGCAAUUCCCAGGAAGAUUUGGCUUGAUGCAUUUGGGAAACAAUUAGUGCAAUGGCCCGUGGAGGAAAUCGAGAAGCUAAGAACGAACCAAGUUGGACAACCUAGUACAGUCCUAAAAGCAGGAUCAGUUGUUGAGGUUUCUGGUGUCACAGCAGCACAGGCGGACGUUGAAAUUAGCUUUGGUGUGUCAACAGUAGUGGAGAAUGCAGAGGUGUUGAAGCCUGGUGGGAGUACUAAUCCACAAGAGCUGUGUAGCCAAAAGGGUGCAUCAGUUAAUGGAAAAUUAGGACCUUUUGGUUUGUUAGUUCUUGCAUCAAAGGAUAUUCAAGAAUUCACUGCAGUUUUCUUUAGAAUUUUCAAAGAUGGAAAUAAAUUCUCAGUUCUCAUGUGCAGUGACCAAACCAGGUCUUCCACUCAACUUGUCUAUGACAAAACUACAUAUGGAGCCUUUUUGGACAUCGACCCUCUUAAACAAAAAUUGUCUCUAAGAUGUUUGAUUGAUGAGUCAAUAGUGGAGAGCUUUGGGGGAGGGGGAAAAGUUUGCAUGACAUCUAGGGUUUAUCCCACCAUGGCAAUCGACGGUGAGGCACAUCUGUAUGCCUUCAACAAUGGAACUCAGAACAUAUGGAUCUCUAGUUUGAGUGCUUGGAGCAUGAACAAAGCUCGGAUCAACUGAAAUAACUAAUUAAGUGCCCUGCUAUGGAUCGAUAGCACGGGAAGGGGAUGAUUUAUUUGAAUUGUUUCUCUUCAACUACUGUACUAUGAUUUAUGAAUGCCAACAUUCACUUAGCACUAAUAAAACAAAUUAUUGCUUA